GGAAUAUGUAUGAUGCCAAGUCAAGAUAUUACUCCAAUCAGAAAUUGGCAAACUAAAUACAAAGUUAUUUAUGACACCCAACAAGGGCUGGAUGGGUUGAAAAAACAUGGUGUAAUCUACUGUUAUACUGAUGGCUCAAAAAUUAAAGACAGGGCUGGAUUCGGCCUAGUCAUUUUUCGAAACAACAAAACACUGCACCAAGACUCAGAAUAUCUGGGCGAAAUGGCCACAGUUUUCCAAGCUGAGGUUCUUGCUCUUGAGCGGGCCUGUUUAUGGCUUCUCAGGCAAAGGAAUCAAAGAAUUAUAAUUAAAAGUGACAGCGCUUCAGCCAUUCAAGUUAUCCACAGGAAGUUGAUCACUUCCCAGAGCGUGCUCAAAGUAAGGCAACUACUAGACCGACUUAGCAAGAAAAACAAAGUGACAAUUCAAUGGAUCAAAGCCCACUAUGGGCUGAAAGGCAACGAAUUGGCAGAUAAUUUGGCGAAAAAAGGGGCUACACAAAUCCGGUUUGGCCCUGAACCGUUUCUUCCAGUCUCACGAAAUGUCUACAAAGAAGCAAUCAAGAAAAGUAUCAGUAAAGAAUGGUCAACAUAUUGGAGUAAUUCAGCCUCAUGUAGGCAAACCAAAAUAUUUAUCCCCCAAACUAAAUUUGAAGAAAUCCCCAAAACCUUAGGGACUGUCCCUAGGACAGAAUUAGGCAAAUGCAUACAAUUUAUAACAGGUCACUGCAAUUUACAACGGCAUCGACAUAUCUUAAACGACAUAAGCGACCCAAGCUGCCGACUGUGCAAUGAGAACGACGAGACUCCCUGGCAUUUAUUAGCUGAAUGCCGAGGGUUAAUAGCUAGACGUUGGACAAGUUUCCAACAUCCGACUCUGCCACAAAUGCCCAAAUGGUCACUAAAGCAGCUCCUCGGAUUCCUGAAGGAAUCUAUCAUAUGGGAGUUGCUGGAUCUAUGGGGACAAGAGUAAAAAAUGACUAAGGAGCGGGAAUAUCUCUUAAUUGGGACACCCUUUAUCAGAACGCAGUUAUCAAUCUGCUGCCUGACUCCUAACAAACAAAC
This is a messenger RNA of Tigriopus californicus, 1064 nucleotides long. RefSeq lists its product as uncharacterized. The record is from RefSeq and is a predicted model, not a curated record. Gene Ontology annotation, molecular function: RNA-DNA hybrid ribonuclease activity; nucleic acid binding. The transcript has a single exon. Lineage: Eukaryota; Metazoa; Arthropoda; Copepoda; Harpacticoida; Harpacticidae. Bases 10 to 972 code for a protein of 320 amino acids.